UCUCACCAUGUUAACGGUUCUACUAGUUCAAAUUACACUAAUUUACAGUGCAUCGAUCGGAAUUGAAAUUGUAACUCCGGAUCAGUUGAACAAGAUUGCAGACACCUUGAUUGAAAUGUACAUGAACGAUCGUUGUGCGGUUAUAAUCUCGGUGAGUGGAUACAUGGCAUCCAGUUCUGUUCCUGCAGUCUACGUGAGCCCUUAUAGCCAGAAAACUGCCGAGAAUUUGCCAAAUGCGAGCUUGGCUUCUGAAGAGAGUUACAAGAAAGACGUUCUAGCACCGGUCCUUGAAUUAGGGUGCACUGGAUAUCUCGUGCAGGCCGAAAAUCCUGAGGUACAGUUUCGGCUUAUAGAGAAAACGUUUGUUCACGUGAAAUCAAGAACCCAACGCAGAUUUAUUUUUCUACCAACAAUCGUCCAGAUCAGUGAAGGCUCUACGUGGUUGCCGUCCGAGGUCCUAGAUACCAGUAAUUUCGACUUCCAAUCAGUCUUACAGGGAGAAUCUGUGCAGUAUGUUACCGACGUAGUGUUUGCCGUUCCAAAUAAUCGGACCGGUGACGUCGAUCUAUUUACGCAUCGCUUCUCUGGCCCAGACGAUGCUGGCAGACAGGAAAUUCUUCUGGAUACGUAUGAAGUAGAGAACAGGAAAUUCAAGCUUGGGGCGAAUCUUUUUCCAGACAAGGUGAAAAACCUUGAGGGUAAAACUCUGAGAAUUGCAGCGUUCGACUAUCCACCGUAUAAUGUCAUGGUUAAUAAGGAAGGCGAAAACUACCAAUUUGAUGGUGCCGAAUGGCGAUUUGCCGUAGAAUUUGCAAAGCUCCACAACUGCUCUUUGAAACCGGUUGUCGACAACGAGGACUUGUGGGGUGUCAUCAACGAGAACCUUACCGGAAAUGGAGUUAUCGGAAACUUAGUCGAGGACAAAGCUGACGUGGGAAUAGCUGCCCUGUGGUCCUGGCACCACGAGUUUCGUUUCCUGGAUUUUACUGCGCCUUCUUAUCGUGCGGGAAUGACAUGCUUUGUCCCAGAACCGAAACGGAUCCCGCAAUGGAUGUCACCAAUCUUUCCAUUCGCUCCAUCUCUAUGGGCUACCUUCAUAACCAUGAUAUUCGUAUCCAUUGCUUUCACUGGUAUAGUAAUACGUGGUGAAAGCUUUGUUAGAUUCGAGAGUUCUUCCAAAGUGAACUCAAGCGAGAUCGUGCUGACAGUGCUUGGAGUGAUGCUACUGCAGGGCCUUGUCAAGGAACCCGACAGACCUUCAUGGGCCGCCUUAGCAAUGACUCUUCUAGUCGUCUCGCUGCUACUCGCUACAGCUUACGGAAGCAGUCUAGCAUCUGCUAUGACGAUACCUAGAUUCAAAGCGCCGAUAGACACAGCGAUGGAAUUGGCGGCCAGUGGGAUUUCAUGGGCAGCUAAUCACGAAUCCUGGCUCUACUCAAUCAUCAAUGCCGAGGAGCCGGAAAUGCGGACCCUGGUAAAAAAUUUUCGUGUGCUAACUCCAGCGGAAUUGACCAGAAAUGCUGCCAAAAAUGGUUGGGCCUUUCCAAUCGAGCGACUUCCUGGUGGUCUUUACAGCAUCCAAGACUACCUUAACAGCGAUGCAAUUGAGAAAAUGCACAUGAUGAGAACCGACAUUAAUUUUGAAUAUUGUGUAGCAAUGCUGCGAAAAAGUUCACCAUACACGCAGUGGUAUACUCGGCGUAUACUGGAGAUUCAGGCGUCAGGAAUCCCUUCUUACUGGGGAACCGACGUCGUUCAACAACACCUUGAUAUCCGCACUCAGUUGGCUGUUCACAGCGACAACAUAGUGACCCAUGAUCCAGUGAAGAUGACAGUUGGCCAGGUGCAAGGAACGUUUUACAUUCUCGCGAUUGGACUCGCGAUAAGCGGUUUGGUUUUUCUGAAAGAGUUGUACAGUGCGCAAAAAUCUUCUCGUCAACGCAAAAAGGAGAUAAAAGGGUAUUGAAAUAUUGACGACAACACGGAAAAAUAUUCACUUUCACAGCCUCAAAUUCUUUCCUCGUACU
Diprion similis is the source of this 2027-nucleotide messenger RNA. RefSeq names its product glutamate receptor 3-like. Gene Ontology annotation, molecular function: glutamate-gated receptor activity. Gene Ontology annotation, cellular component: membrane. NCBI's taxonomy places the organism in Eukaryota, Metazoa, Arthropoda, Insecta, Hymenoptera, Diprionidae. The transcript is spliced from 8 exons. The coding region runs from base 8 to 1966 and encodes 652 amino acids. The record is from RefSeq and is a predicted model, not a curated record.